CACUCUAAAGAAUGGGUAGAAAAGGUAAUAAAACAGCAAAGAAACAAAAAGGUCAUAAUGAGCUAACGAAGCAGCAAAAAAAGCAUAUCGAAUUUCUCUCAAAGUCUGUUAAUGUCCAACCUAAUCCUCCAAACCUCAGUACCGACUCUUGCAAAGACUCAUCACCUGCUACACCUUCCAAGAACAAGGAGACAAAGAGCAAUAUGAAUUUUACUGAAGAGACUAAGAUCCAAGUCACUCCUAAAACUGAAGGUCAAUAUGUCAUCCAAGAUGGCAGAAGCGACUCUAAUCCUGACAUAUGUGAGGGAGACCAAGAAGAAGACUUUGAGGAAGGUCAUGAUGAGCAACAGAAGGAAACUAAAGAGACUAAAGAAGAAGAGAAGAAAUUUGAACAAAUAGAAAGUAGCGAUAAGCAAGAAGAAAUUUUUCAGAAAGAUACAAAGAAAAUUAUUAGUAGCAAUGAAGAAGCUAAGAUGAUUCAUAGUGAAUGAGAUACUAGCCUAAUGAAGAAGGAGAAAGAAGAGAACUCUAACCCCAAAUCAUCUCUGGAGGACAAAAAGGACGAAUCUAUUAUAGACGAACCAGAUCUCACUAAAAUAAACGAUUACAACAUCAUCAAAACUCCUCUUACUGAAAACCAAAAUCCCAAACUCCCUCCACAAGAACCCUCCCAAACUCCCAAUCCCCCCAACCCACCCCCAAAGGACUGCACCCCUCCAAGCACCCCUCCCUCCUCCAGUCCCCUUGCUCUUCCCCAUUCUCCCAAAGCCACUCCCUCGGACUCAGUUCAUCCUAAAGACCCUAAGUGCCAGUUCAAUUCUGAUUCCUCUAAAGCGGCACAUCUCUUUCAGACUGAACCCAGCCUCUGAUGAGUUUACACCUGUAACUCAAUACCUGAGUCCAAAGAUGACCCUUGCUUAAAAGAGAACCAAGAGGAAGACAAAGCUGCUGACCUCUCCAAAACCCCUCCUCCUAAACCCUCACCCAAUAAAGACCCAACAAAUAAUUCCGCGGAAAGCCAACCACCCACAAAAGACACUAACCCAGACCACCUACACACUCCUCCCCAAGCUCACGCCCCUACCCAACCCUCCCAAGAAGCCAGCCCCACUCACCCUCCUGCCUGUGCUGCUCUUCCUGAAGAAACUCCAGCUGGCAUCACUCAGGAGGAGAGAGCUCAGGAACAAGACCAGGCUAUUGGGGUUGGAAUGGGCUGACAGUGAGAGGGGGUAGAAGGAUAUGGAGGUGCAGAUCGGAGUUUGAUGGUAGGUGAUGGAGGAAGGGUUUUGAGGUGUAGAAAUUGUUUAAAUGGUAAUUUUGGAGGUUCGAUCAUUUGGAAGGGGGUCAACUCUGGACUUGAUGGCAAAGAUAAGUGUUGUAAAAGAGAGAAAGAAGAGGAGGUGAAGGAUAUAAGACCUGAAGAAGAUACUUCUAAUAGAAAUCUUGGUGAUGAAGAGUUAGCAAAUAUUGAUUCAGAUAAGCAAGGAAUUAAAGAUGAAGCAAAAGUAGAAGAGAAAGAGAGUCCUCAACAAAAUGAAGAGCACAUUGAAGCGAAGUACUCACAGAAUAAUGAGGCUAACAAAAAUUCUCAUGAACUUGAUAAAGAGGAAUCUUCAAAAUCUAAGAAAGCGGAUCCUCAGAAGCCAGAUAAAGAACCUCAUAAGAUCAUCCCAAACCCAAAAGAUACUUCUACUGAAAAAUCAAAGAUCUCUGAAAAUCCUUCAAUCACUAUAGGGUUUGAAGGUGGACAGGAGAGAGAGGGAGGAAGUAAGGAUUGUGAGGGAGUGAGUGAGGGGAAGGGUGAAGAAGAAGGAGAGGAGGAAGGUAAAGGAGUUGAAGUAGAAGUAAAGAAAGAGGAUGGAAGUGAUGCUUUGGAAGGUUUAGACCGAGUUGAGAAGGAAGGUGAGGAGAAAGAUAGGGAUGAAGAGAAUAAGAUUAUUGAAGAAGAUUCUAAAUUCAGGGAAAUCCAGUCUUCAGAAUCAAAGGAAGAAGAUCUAAAAGAAAAGAACUUAGAAGAAACUAAUCUUAAGCAAGAGGAUCUUACAGAAAACGAUCACUCUCAUUCAAACAAAAACCUCCAUGAUCCCAACCAUCCCAUCCAAGAUAAGUCUCCUUCACCUCGCAAGACCUCUCCCUUACAUGUUUCAACCAGCAAUAUACUUUCAGAAGCCUCCCUCAACCCGAUUCCUACUGGAGAUUCUGUUAAACCUGAAGCCCGUACUAGUAUGGAUGGGAGAUGUGAGAUUGAGGAUGGUAGGGAGGAAUGGGAAGAGAGGAAAGUGGGGAAUCAGAUUGAUGGAGAUGGUCCUUUUGAGAAGAGAUUAGAGGAGAAUGAGGGAGUAUCUGGGAAGGAAGAAUUAGAAGGAAAUGAAGAGAUUGAUUUUGUUGUUAUUGAUAAGAGUGAGGUGAGAGAAGGUAUCUGUGAGAAUGGAAAGAAAAGUUCUGAUACCGAAAUGAAGGAAGUUAAGGAAGAGAUCUAUGAGAAGAACACUAAAGAAACCCAUGAGAUUUGUCAAAAAUCUAAAAUUCCUAAUUCUACUGAAAAUUUGCAGGAAUUGCCUCACCUUGCUCCUAACCCUCCCAAAACAUCUACCUCUCCUCAAAACCCUUCAAAACCCUCUCUUCCAUCAAAUUCCUCGACUCCUCCUCAAAAUCUCUCUUGACCGCAAUCCUCAGCCCACCACCCACCCUCUACACAAGAUCCUUCAGUGCCUGACCUUCAGUGUGACCUCUCUCAAAAUCACGAACAAAGCCCUAGUGAGAAGGAAGAAGAAGUUAAGAAGAAUGGAGAUGGUGAGGAGAAGGAGAUAGAGAGAAAGGAGAUAGGAGAGAAUGAUUGAGAGAAAGAGGGAGAGGAAAUAGAGGAGAUAGAAGAGGUGAAGCAGAUUGAAGAUACUAAGUGAGUAGGAAAGAAAGAGGAGAACGAAAUUCAGACCUCUGAAAACACAAAAGAAGAGAUUCUCCAAGAUGAGCCCAAAAAUACUAACCCCUCUAUCCACAAUCCCCCUUCUCCAGCCACCCCUUCCCACCACCAAGCCCCUUCCCACCCCCAAACCUCACCUCCCUCCCAACCCCCUCCACCCUCCAUGCCCCAUUCCAGCCCUCCCCUUCCCACUAAACCUCACCCUGACACCCCCUCUCAGCCCCAAAACCUCGCUCCCAAAGAAGAGCUGGACAGCUCCAAAGAAGCCGAAGAGACUAAGCCUACUGAAGAAGGAAGAGAAUUGGCCAAGAAGGAUGAGGCUGUGAUGGAAGAGAUUUUGAAGCAUAAUGAAGAAUGUGAGGAAGAGAGGGUCCAGAGUGAGGGAGGUGGUGAUAAUCUAAUAUCUGAAUCUGUCCCAAAGCCAAAUAGCUCUUCUUCUGAUCAGAUCAGGGAUCCUUCCUCUAAACCAGUAGAACAUGAUCCAGCUAGCCUCAAACAAAAGACUUAUACUGAGCAAGAGGAUCAAAAGGAUGCUGAAGAACAGAAAGAUGUUCAAGCUUGAAAACAUGAAGAAGAUAAAAGCAUUAAGAAUGAAGAUUAUGACAACAAUAGCCAAGACAGUCAUGAAACUAAAAUUGCAAAGGACAUUACCAAUGAGAAGUCAAUGAAAGAAAAGUAUUUUACAAAGUCUCUCCCUCAUGAUUGUCAAAAUACCCUAAAGGUAUCUGGUUCAAAAGAUUCUGAUCAAAGCUGGGAGUUAGUGGUGAAUGAUAAAGUCUCUGACAAGAUGAAAGAAGAGCCUCAAAUGAAACUUCAAAAGGAACAAGAUUCGAAUCAAAAGGAUGAGGUAGUCAAAGACAACGCACAAGAAGCUCAUAAAAAAGUCGCCAAUGAUUCUCCUCAGAUUACUCCUACUAAAAACUUUGCUUCAGAAUCUAAAACUCAGCUAGAAGACAGAAUUUCCCCUGAUACUAAAGCCCAACAUGAGAUAUCUCCUAGUUCAAGCACCACAACUCCUCAAUUCCUUGAAGAUUACAUUGGAGAAAUUUUAAACAAUGCAGUUGACCACGCCGAAGAAAUAGAAAAAUCAGAUGCUGCUUGGGAAGAGAAGGAGAAGAUGGAUGGGAUUGUUAGAGAAAUUAGGAGCAAGGAAGAUCAGUGGAGGGAAGAGAAGAAGAAGAUGGUGAAAGGUUGGGAUAGUGAGAAGCAGAACUUUGAGAGCCAAGAGGUAGAUCUAAAAGACCAAAUCACUGCUCUCACAACUCAAAAAGAAGCAUUAGAAUUGAAGAAAGUAGAAUUGCAAAAAGAGCUUUCUGCCCAACAAGAAGUCCUUAUGCAGCACCAUGAAGAAAAUUCUCAAAAACAGAGAGAUUUGAACAUCAAAAUUGAACAGAAGGAAACUUACAUUUCAUCCCUAAAAGCACAGUUACAGGAGUUGCAAAGGAAAUUUAAAGAGGAAACUGACAAAACCUAUCAACUUCAAGAGCAAGCUCACAAGCUCAAGGAGGAUAAAGAUAAUCAAAUUAGGAGUCUCACACAAGAAAGGGUCAAUCUUAAAACAGAGCUCAAGGAGCAAGAAGCCAAGGCUGCUCAAGAGGAAGAAAAAUACAACUUGCUAUUCAGAGAGACUCUUGAGAAACAUUCUGCAAUUCAGACGAAACUAGAUUUGGAAAAUGAACAGCUACAUUUUGCAAACAAUGAGUUACAGAACACCCAGGAGGAACUGAACAAAGUAAAGAUAGAGUUGAUUGCUAAGGAGAAAGAGUUACAACAAGAGACUCACAGAUUAAUGGAUCUGCUUAAAGAGGAGAUUGAUGAGGUGAAUUUGAAGCAUAGCAUCUCUGAGCAAUCCCAUAACAAGGCUAUUGAAGAACUUAGUCACAAAUUGUCAGAAGCCCAAAGGAAACUUAAAAAUGCUCAUCAGCAGAUCGCUGAAUUUUUGAAACAGCAGAAUUUAUGAGAGGAUCAUUGUGAAGACAAGUGCAAGAAAUCUGAAGAAAAAUACAAAACCUUGGCUACUUCUCAUUCUAAAGCUCUCAAAGAUGUAGAGAAAUUAGUUCAAGAAAGAGAUUCAGCUGAGAAAUCGUGCCAAUACAUGAAAACUGCUUUAGAGAAUCAGAUAUUAGUAGUUGAGAAUAAACUGAUGGCAGCAAGGCAACAGUUCAAUGGAAUUCAAGCGAACAAGUCUAAGGAUCAUCAGCUUGAGCUCUCAAAGCUAAGAAAGGACAAAGCAAAAGCUCUCAGAUUAGUCCAAAUUGAGAAGACCAAGGCUAUUAAGAAGAUUAUUAUUGAGAGAAAUCAGCAAGCUAGUAGUGCUAGUCUCUAUAGAAAGAUCGGAUUCGUUCUAUCUCUAUUCCUUAUAGGAACUUUGCUUAUGCUGAUCAAUGAGAAAGGAGGUCUCCAUUACUUACAAGGCAAGUUUUAAAUAGAAAGUGCAAUUAAGAAUUCUUUAAUAUUUCUU
Moneuplotes crassus is the source of this 5384-nucleotide messenger RNA. Lineage: Eukaryota; Ciliophora; Spirotrichea; Euplotida; Euplotidae. The record is from the annotation of a GenBank genome assembly.